Messenger RNA from Ilyonectria robusta, 1462 nucleotides. RefSeq names its product D-isomer specific 2-hydroxyacid dehydrogenase. The transcript has 4 exons. The record is from RefSeq and is a predicted model, not a curated record. Gene Ontology annotation, molecular function: NAD binding; oxidoreductase activity, acting on the CH-OH group of donors, NAD or NADP as acceptor; formate dehydrogenase (NAD+) activity. Bases 82 to 1173 code for a protein of 363 amino acids. Gene Ontology annotation, cellular component: cytosol. Lineage: Eukaryota; Fungi; Ascomycota; Sordariomycetes; Hypocreales; Nectriaceae.
CCAUCUUCAUUCUCAUCUCUCAUCUCUCAUCUUCCUCCCUUUUUCUUAAUACCCCCCCAUUAACCACUUAUAACCGCCAUCAUGGUCAAGGUUCUUCUCGUCCUCUACGACGGCGGUCAGCACGCUCUUGACGUUCCCGAGCUUCUCGGAACCACCGAGAACGAGCUCGGCAUCCGCAAGUGGCUCGAGGACCAGGGCCACACCCUGGUUACCACCUCCGACAAGGACCGUGAGGGCUCCAAGUUCGACGAGGAGCUCGUCGACGCCGAGAUCAUCAUCACCACCCCCUUCCACCCCGGAUACCUGACCGCCGAGCGCCUCGCCAAGGCCAAGAAGCUCAAGAUUGCCAUCACGGCCGGCAUCGGCUCCGACCACGUCGACCUCAACGCCGCCAACAAGACCAACGGCGGCAUCACCGUCGCCGAGGUCACCGGCUCCAACGUCGUCUCCGUCGCCGAGCACGUCCUGAUGACCAUCCUGGUCCUCAUCCGCAACUUCGUGCCCGCCCACGAGCAGAUUGAGCGCGGCGACUGGGACGUCGCCGGCGCCGCCAAGCAGGAGUACGACCUCGAGGGCAAGGUCGUCGGCACCGUCGCCGUCGGCCGCAUCGGCGAGCGCGUCCUCCGCCGCCUCAAGCCCUUCGACUGCAAGGAGCUCCUCUACUACGAUUACCAGCCCCUGAGCCCCGAGAAGGAGGCCGAGAUUGGCUGCCGCCGCGUCGACACCCUCGAGGAGCUCCUCGCCCAGUGCGACAUUGUCACCAUCAACUGCCCCCUCCACGAGAAGACCAAGGGCCUCUUCAACGCCGACCUCAUCUCCAAGAUGAAGAAGGGCUCGUACCUCGUCAACACCGCCCGCGGCGCCAUCGUCGUCAAGGAGGACGUCGCCGCCGCCCUCAAGUCCGGCCACCUCGCCGGCUACGGUGGUGAUGUCUGGUUCCCCCAGCCCGCCCCCGGCGACCACGUCCUGCGCACCGCCAAGAACCCCUUCGGCGGAGGCAACGCCAUGGUCCCUCACAUGUCCGGCACCUCGCUCGACGCCCAGAAGCGCUACGCCGACGGCACCAAGGCCAUCCUCACCAGCUACCUCAGCGGCAAGUUCGACUACCGCCCCGAGGACCUCAUCGUCCACGGCGGCGACUACGCCACCAAGGCCUACGGCCAGCGCAAGUAAGUGCCCGCGAUACAGGGGAAUCGUGCGCAGCGACCGCCGCCGGAGAACUAGUACCUGCAUAUGACGGGUGGAGGAUCCAGAGAUCCUAUAUUGGCCUGGCCUUGAGACCCGCGUGGUCGGGAAUGGAUGCAUGACGACGCCACUGGAACAGAUAGAUGGCUUGUACCAACUCCCACUGCGACAGACGCAGGAAAGAAUAGCGUCGCAGAAAUGAGAGAAUAAAAACGUUAAAUUAAUCAUACAACCGGUCCCAGAUCUGCCUUGUGAAUGUUGGACGAUGUGGUAUUCC